AUGCAGCAGGUCACGAAUUCAAACUAUCUAGUAUUGCACAGCGGUCAUCCACCGUUCAUCCUGUCUGCAGGUUUAAGGCCGGAUUGCACGAGGUAUUGCGUUAUCCUUAGUUAUGAUUCUAGAAAAUUUGCACAAACAUCCCUAUAACUGCGGUAUCUAUUCAUCUACUAUUGUGCAGCAAGUAAAGCUUAUAUAUAUAGUAGAAGUAUAAUCUUAAUUUGUGAGAAUUUUACCCGAUUCCCAUCAACGCAUUGAUAUUUCACGGGAACGACUGACUGAGAAUUUUGUCGGCCGUAGAAACAACAAGGAAUACGAAUUAAGCGAGAAAGACUUCACCGUAGCCAGUGAAUCGUGA
This is a messenger RNA of Heterotrigona itama, 355 nucleotides long. The record is from the annotation of a GenBank genome assembly. NCBI's taxonomy places the organism in Eukaryota, Metazoa, Arthropoda, Insecta, Hymenoptera, Apidae.